Messenger RNA from Clonostachys rhizophaga, 1638 nucleotides. NCBI's taxonomy places the organism in Eukaryota, Fungi, Ascomycota, Sordariomycetes, Hypocreales, Bionectriaceae. The record is from the annotation of a GenBank genome assembly.
AUGGAGAGAAGGGAGACUGUCAAGAAGAACGAGGUAACAGAGAAUCUAAUGCUAGCCUCCGACGAGACUAGGGGGUCGUCAACCCUCGAGCAUUCCAUCACAGUACGCCAGGCAGUACAUCACUAUCGAUCGGCCAUUUUCUGGUGUUUGGCAGUGAGCAUGACCGUUGUAAUGGAGGGCUACGAUACUAUCUUGUUGGGGAAUCUGUGGGCGUACCCAACCUUUCAGCAGAAGUACGGGGAGUACGUGGGCGUGAGCUCCCAGACAAGAUCGGGAUACCAACUCACGCCGGCAUGGCAAGCCGGUCUGGGGAACGCUGCUGGAGUCGGCGCGUUUUUCGGUGCUCUCUUGAAUGGGAUUCUAGUCAAUCGUUUUGGUCAAAGAAACACCAUUGUUGGUGCUCUCAUGGCCCUAUCAUGCUUCAUCUUCAUUGUCUUCUUUUCCCAAAACCCACAAGUCCUUCUUACAGGGCAGCUUCUAUGUGGCAUUCCAUGGGGGAUUUUUGCAACCUCAGCACCUGCUUAUGCUAGCGAGAUGCUACCAAUGGUUUUGAGAGUAUACUUCACCAGUUGGACCAAUAUGUGCUUCAUCAUUGGCCAGUUUAUUGCUUCCGGUGUACUCCGAGUGUGCUUAAGCAGAGACGAUGAGUGGGGGUUCAGAAUACCUUUCGCCCUUCAGUGGUUCUGGCCUGUUUGGCUUAUCCCAAUUCUUAUGUUCGCACCGGAAUCGCCAUGGCAUCUGGUGCGCCAAGGGAAGCUCGAAGAAGCAGAGCGUUCCAUAAACCGUCUGCAAGCCUCAGACUGUCCCAUUAGCCAUAAACAAGCCCUCAUGGCAAUUGUUGAAACCAACAAAGCAGAGAAAGAUCUAGCAGUUGGUACUUCAUACAAGCACUGCUUUAAGGGCGUUGAGCUUCGCCGGACAGAGAUUGCUUGCAUGUGUUUCAUGGGUCAAGUGUUGUGCGGCUUGCCCAUAGCCUACAACGCAACUUAUUUUUACGAGCAGAUAGGUCUGCCUGCAAAUAUUACAUACAGUCUAAAUAUUGGAGGGUAUGGCCUUGCCCUCUUCUCGGCGUUCUGUAGCUGGUUCUUCCUCUUGCCUCGUGUGGGUAGGCGAAAGAUAUACCUCGGCGGCGCGUUCACCAUGUCCCUCCUCCUCUUUCUGAUCGCCAUCCUGACCAGUUGGAAACAACACCAUGGCGUUGCUGAGGCACAGGCGUAUCUCACCAUAGUCUGGAAAGCUGCCUUCCAGCUCUCAGCGGGGCAGCUCGGCUGGGCUAUUCCAGCAGAGGUCGGAAGCACGAGGCUGCGACAGAAGACGAUUGUUUUGGCACGAAACUCCUACUACCUGGUCCACACAGUAGGCACUUCCGUGCAGCCCUAUUUUCUCAACCCUCGCGCGCUAGAUCUCGGGGCACGUGCUGCGUUUGUUUGGGCCACCACGGCGCUCCUGUUCUUCACCUGGGCCUUCUUCCGUCUCCCUGAAACAAAGAGCUUGACUUAUGAGGAACUGAAUGAAUUGUUUGCGCAACGUGUUCCGUCAAGGGAGUUUGCCAAAACAGAAGCUGGCAUCGUCAAACAUCGGGAGUCUGAGCGCCUAGCUUCCGUCGCGACAGGGACUAGUCAAAACUCUGCAGUUUGA